Molecule: messenger RNA, 4412 nt
Organism: Galeopterus variegatus (Sunda flying lemur)
Lineage: Eukaryota; Metazoa; Chordata; Mammalia; Dermoptera; Cynocephalidae
Gene: EHBP1
Product: EH domain binding protein 1
Exons: 21
Coding region: 96-3428 (1110 amino acids)
Molecular function (GO): protein binding
Source: RefSeq, a predicted model, not a curated record
AUGCGGAGGAAUUUGAAGACAAAGAGUGGACAUUUGUCAUAGAAAAUGAAUCCCCUUCUGGUCGAAGGAAAGCUCUUGCUACUAGCAGCAUUAAUAUGAAACAGUAUGCAAGCCCUAUGCCAACCCAGACUGAUGUCAAGUUAAAAUUUAAGCCAUUGUCUAAAAAAGUUGUGUCUGCCACUCUCCAGUUUUCAUUAUCUUGCAUUUUCCUUCGGGAAGGAAAAGCCACGGACGAAGACAUGCAAAGUUUGGCUAGUUUGAUGAGUAUGAAGCAGGCUGACAUUGGCAAUUUAGAUGACUUUGAAGAAGAUAAUGAAGAUGAUGAUGAGAACCGAGUGGACCAAGAGGAAAAGGCAGCAAAAAUUACAGAAAUUGUAAACCAGUUGAAUGCUCUGAGCAGCUUAGAUGAAGAUCAAGAUGACUGCAUAAAGCAAGCAAAUAUGCCUUCAGCUAAAUCAGCCAGUUCCUCUGAAGAGCUUAUCAACAAACUUAACUUUUUAGAUGAAGCAGAAAAGGACUUGGCCACUGUGAAUUCAAAUCCAUUUGAUGAUCCUGAUGUAGCAGACUUAAAUCCAUUUGGAGAUCCUGACUUAGAAGAACCAAUCACUGAAACAGCUUCACCUGAAAAACCAGAAGAAUCUUUCUAUAAUAACAGUUAUAAUCCCUUUAAGGAGAUGCAGACUCCACAGUAUUUGAACCCAUUUGAUGAGCCAGAAACUUUUAUAACUAUAAAGGAUUCUCCUCCCCAGUCUACAAAAAGAAAAAAUAUAAGACCUGUGGACAUGAGCAAGUACCUUUAUGCUGAUAGUUCUAAAACUGAAGAAGAGUUGGAUGAAUCAAAUCCUUUUUAUGAACCGACACCAGCUCCUCCUCCAAGUAAUUUGGUAACUCCAGUUCAAGAACUGGAAACUGAAAGGAGAGUAAAAAGAAGGGCCCCAGCCCCACCAGUCCUCUCACUGAGGACAGGAGGAGUAAUUGAAAACACAGUUGUAUCUACAGGAAGAAAUCUCUGUACUUCUCCAAAGCCAAGUCCUAUACCAAGUCCUGUGUUGGGGCGAAAGCCAAAUGCUAGUCAGUCAUUGCUUGUAUGGUGCAAAGAAGUUACGAAAAACUACCGGGGAGUAAAAAUCACCAAUUUUACUACAUCAUGGAGAAAUGGUUUAUCUUUUUGUGCAAUAUUACACCAUUUUAGACCAGAUUUAAUUGACUACAAGUCUCUGAAUCCUCAAGAUAUUAAAGAGAACAACAAAAAGGCAUACGAUGGAUUCGCCAGCAUAGGAAUUUCCCGAUUAUUGGAACCUUCUGAUAUGGUUUUAUUAGCGAUUCCUGACAAACUGACUGUUAUGACUUAUCUCUAUCAAAUAAGGGCACAUUUCAGUGGCCAAGAACUAAAUGUCGUUCAGAUAGAGGAAAACAGCAGUAAAAGCACAUAUAAAGUUGGGAACUAUGAAACUGAUACAAACAGUUCUGUUGAUCAAGAAAAAUUCUAUGCAGAGCUUAGUGAUCUCAAGCGGGAGCCUGAACUACAAGAGCCUACCAGUGGAGCAGUAGACUUCGUAUCACAGGAUGACUCUGUAUUUGUAAAUGAUAGUGGGGUUGGAGAGUCAGAAAGUGAGCAUCAGACGCCUGAUGAUCACCUUAGUCCAAGUACAGCCUCCCCUUACUGUCGCAGGACUAAAAGUGACACAGAACCCCAAAAGUCCCAGCAGAGCUCUGGAAGGACAUCAGGAUCCGAUGACCCUGGAUUAUGUUCCAGUACAGAUUCAACACAAGCACAGAUUUUGUUAGGGAAGAAGAGACUUUUGAAAGCUGAAGCUUUAGAAUUAAGUGACUUAUAUGUUAGUGACAAAAAGAAGGAUGUGUCUCCACCCUUUAUUUGUGAGGAGUUAGAUGAGCAAAAGCUUCAGACUUUAGAUAUCAGGAGUAACUUGGAGCAAGAAAAAUUGGAGAAUUCCAGACCCUUAGAAUGCAGAUCAGAUCCUGAAUCACCUGUCAAAAAAACAGGUUCAUCUCCUACUUCUAAACUUGGAUAUUCGUACAAUAGAGAUGCAGACCUUGCAAAGAAAAAACGUACUUCCCUGAGGCAGACAGAGUCCGAUCCAGAUGCUGAUAGAACCACUUUAAAUCAUGCAGGUCAUUCCUCAAAAACAGUACAGCAUCGAAUGUUAUCCAGACAAGAAGAACUUAAAGAAAGAGCAAGAGUUCUGCUUGAGCAAGCAAGAAGAGAUGCAGCUUUAAAGGCAGGGAAUAAGCAGAAUACCAACGCAGCCCCACCACUCUGCAGCAGGCAGCUAAGUGAUCAAGAUGAAGAGCGACGUCGGCAGCUGAGAGAGAGAGCUCGUCAGCUAAUAGCAGAAGCUCGAUCUGGAGUGAAGAUGUCAGAACUUCCCAGCUAUGGUGAAACAGCUGCAGAGAAGUUGAAAGAAAGGUCAAAGGCAUCUGGAGAUGAAAAUGAUAAUAUUGAGGUAGAUACUAACGAGGAGAUUCCUGAAGGCUUUGUUGUAGGAGGUGGAGAUGAACUUACUAACUUAGAAAAUGACCUUGAUACUCCCGAACAAAACAGUAAGUUGAUGGACUUGAAGCUGAAAAAGCUCCUAGAAGCUCAGCCACAGGUGGCAAAUUCACUCUCCAGUGCAAUCCAGAAGGCUGUACCUGAGAGCUCAGAUCAAGACAUUAAGAACGGCACGGAAGAUCUCCGGACUGAGCGAUUACAAAAAGCAACAGAACGUUUUAGAAAUCCUGUUGUGUUCAGCAAGGAUUCUACAGUCAGAAAAACUCAACUUCAGUCUUUCAGUCAAUAUGUUGAGAAUAGACCAGAGAUGAAAAGGCAGAGAUCAAUACAGGAAGAUACAAAGAAAGGAAAUGAGGAGAAGGCAGCGAUAACUGAAACUCAGAGGAAGCCAUCAGAAGAUGAAGUGCUUAAUAAAGGGUUCAAAGACACCAGUCAGUAUGUUGUAGGAGAAUUGGCAGCACUAGAGAAUGAGCAAAAGCAAAUUGACACCCGUGCCGCGCUGGUGGAGAAGCGCCUUCGCUAUCUCAUGGACACAGGAAGGAACACAGAAGAAGAAGAAGCUAUGAUGCAGGAAUGGUUUAUGUUAGUUAAUAAGAAAAAUGCCUUAAUAAGGAGAAUGAACCAGCUCUCUCUUCUGGAAAAAGAACAUGAUUUAGAACGACGGUAUGAGCUGCUGAAUCGGGAAUUGCGGGCAAUGUUAGCCAUUGAAGACUGGCAGAAGACAGAGGCCCAGAAGCGACGCGAGCAGCUCCUGCUGGAUGAGCUGGUGGCCCUGGUGAACAAACGCGAUGCGCUAGUCAGGGACCUGGAUGCACAGGAGAAGCAGGCCGAAGAAGAAGAUGAGCAUUUGGAGCGAACUCUGGAGCAAAACAAAGGCAAGAUGGCCAAGAAAGAGGAGAAAUGUGUUCUCCAGUAGCUGUCAACCAGAAUCUCUCCCAACAUUUUAGAGUCUUGGGUUCCCAGACCAGAAAAAGUCAGACUUGUUGUUGAUUUAAAACUUCAAAAAUGUUGUUUGGCCUGACUGUACUUCUUUAGCACCACCACCACCACCCAUUUUCCUCCCUCCUUUCCAGAUAAUAUACAGUAGUCCAAAAUAGCUUUGUUUUAAGGAUUUUUUUGUAAGUUAAUCAUUUCUUUGAAAUCAUAUGAACUAGAUUUGCACAGACACCUUGUAUGUGAUUGGUAUUGGAGGUGUUCAAGAAACUGUUCAAAAAGGAAUUUUAAAAAUGCUUCCCUCAUUUUUUGUUGGGAGGAAAAUUUGAAACGUUUUUGGUGGUGGUAGUGGUGGUAAUAGCAUAAUGACGGUGGGAGGGGGGUGACGGGGAGAUAAGAAAAAUGUCCUGAAUGAUUUUUUUUCCCAGUCCUCCCAUAUGUAACACUUACUCUGUUACCUAAAUUUUUAUAGUUAGAUCAUAUUCAAUCUACUUAUUAAAUUGUGUUCUAUUUACCAGUGGAGUUUUUGCAGUUGUUUUGCAUUUCACUGUAAGGAAAAUAGAGUUCCUCUCCUCUGCUUUCCUCAGAGGAUGACCCUUUAACAUAGUCUGAGACAAGCCCUGUGGUUCGAAGGUAAACUGUGAGGAUGGGACUAAGUGACAUGCAUCAGUUUACAAAGACACUCUUAUCAUCCGAGAAUACGCCAUCUUUUUCUCUGGACAGUUAUUUAUUACAUCUUGCUUGGUUCCUACAUUUCGUUGGUUCUCAACAUUGGCUCAAGAAUGCUGUUAGUAUUUAUUCUGUGUUGAUAAAAGUCUGUCUUGCCACUAUGAGUAAAUCCCCCAAUUAAUAUUUUCUUCUCUAGCAUAGCACUGUCAUUUUUUGUGUGUGAAAAUGGUUAUGUUUAUUUAUUACAAUACUGAGUCAUAUAAAUUUUCAAUAAAAGCAGAAACUUUCUUACCUUAAA